AUGGCACCAUCACCCGAGACUCUGCAAGAAAUUGCCAACCAAGCCGAGAGAGACCUGAACUCUUACGAGGCCAAGACCGGUGCAAACAAGACUUCACCCAGCGACGAGGCCGGUGUCGACUCCAGAGUCGAGAACAAGUUCCCGGGCGCGGAAGUUAAAUACGGCUCCGACCUGAGCACCAACGCCAGCUACAACAAGCGCAUCCCGCCUGAGGAGGGUGGAGAGGUAGAUGCUCGCGGACGCCAAACACGCGGCGAGCACUUCGAAGGCAACGGCGGCCCGGAAGACAAGCUGCGCCAACAAGAAUACGACUACGGCGGCCACAACACGCUCGACGCGACAGGCAAGCGCCAGCACGACAUCGGCUCCAUGAGCGCAACCGACCCCACCGUACCGUUCAGCAGCGGCGGCGACGCCAUGCCCGAGGGCAAGGCGGCGGUAGAGUCGAACAUCGCCGGCACCACGUACGCGCCGCGAAAGAACCAGUUCAAGGGCUCCGACUACUACGACCCGGAGACCGUACCUGGGAGCAUCUCGGCUGAGGGCAACGAGGCGCCGGGCAGCGUUACCCAGGCUUCGCGGGAGGCUGAGUAUCCCUCGUGA
This is a messenger RNA of Anthostomella pinea, 603 nucleotides long. Lineage: Eukaryota; Fungi; Ascomycota; Sordariomycetes; Xylariales; Xylariaceae. The record is from the annotation of a GenBank genome assembly.